Spinacia oleracea (spinach) is the source of this 1230-nucleotide messenger RNA. Its product is annotated as F-box/kelch-repeat protein At3g23880-like. The record is from RefSeq and is a predicted model, not a curated record. The coding region runs from base 1 to 1230 and encodes 409 amino acids. Lineage: Eukaryota; Viridiplantae; Streptophyta; Magnoliopsida; Caryophyllales; Amaranthaceae. The transcript has a single exon. Gene Ontology annotation, molecular function: protein binding.
AUGAAGAACAAGAGCGGGAACAGGAAGAGGAAAUUCACAUGGGACGAUGAAUUGCCGGAGCACAGCUAUCUUCCGACGGAGUUGUUAACGGAGGUUUUAGCGAGGUUGCCGGUGAAAACCCUUGUCAUAUUCAGGCUUGUCUGUAAACUUUGGUGCUCAAUUAUCGAUUCCUCUGAUUUUAUUUCCAUGCAUCUUAAUGUUUACAACAAAAACAGUAGUCGUCAUCAUCAUGUAUUAGCUUUGUUAGCGUUUCGCAGUCGUUACGAAUUGACCGUUCGUCCAAGUGACUCAUCUAGGAAAACUGGUGACCUUGGUAGAAUUCCUGGGUCAUACCAGAUUGUUGGAAACUGUAAUGGGUUGAUGUUGAUGAAGAAGUACCCUUCCUCUCCAAAAGAAUUAGUAUUGUAUAACCCCUGUAUUAGAAAGUCAUUGAUUCUCCCUACUUGUCCUUUAGAAUAUGCUGUUUAUAUUUUAGGAUUUGCACCUUCUAGUAAUGAGUAUAAGGUAUUUGCCUGUAAAUUUUCCGGCAGGUUUAGCUCUGAAAAUUUAGAGGAGGCGACAAUUGCAGUAUAUUCCUUGAAUGAUCGCCAAUGGAGGGUUAAACCCAAUUGUUGGACGAAUAUUUGGAGUUGGGGUCGAGUAGACUUAACUGAUGGAAAACGACGUGUUUUCUGUGGAGGUGUUUUGUACUGGAUUGGAUGUGCGUCUAAUCAUCUUCAUAUUAUGUGUGUGGACUUUGAGGUUGAAAAAUUCAGCAUUAUGAAAUUGCCAGAGGCUGCCAAAGGAAGUAAUAUUAUUGUCAAGUUUCUUUUCGUCCUUGGUGAGUCGUUAGCAAUUUAUGUUAUGUCCUUAAAAAGUAGCCGUAUAUUUGUUAUGGAAAAGGAUCAUCAACAUAAUGUUGAUCCGUGGAGGCUUUGGUUUCGUGGUGAUCCAGAUUUAAUUAACUCUCCCUUUCUUCUGAGCAAUCGAUUUAUCAAUUUAGGAUACCCGUUUUCAAAGAUUUUGUACGUUGAAGAGACCAAUGCGUUCUUGAUUGUGAUUGAAACAAGUAGAGUGAGAAAGUCGUAUCGACUGAUAUCUUAUAACAUCAAAACUCACCAACAAAAAGAGUUGAUAAAACCGCGCAAUGCUAUGUAUUUAGAUACUUAUGUGGAGAGCUUGGUGUUGCACGCACAAAAGAAUUCAAGGACAGAGUUCGACUUCCUUUCCCUAAUGGAAGAGAGGACUUGA